Bipolaris maydis ATCC 48331 is the source of this 915-nucleotide messenger RNA. RefSeq names its product cytochrome P450. The record is from RefSeq and is a predicted model, not a curated record. NCBI's taxonomy places the organism in Eukaryota, Fungi, Ascomycota, Dothideomycetes, Pleosporales, Pleosporaceae. Gene Ontology annotation, molecular function: monooxygenase activity; heme binding; iron ion binding.
AUGUGUAAUUUCAUCCUCUACGUAAAUCUCGCUGCAGCUACCAGUCUUGUAUUCUUCUACAAGAUACUCCGUGGCGAUGAGGUCGCAUAUGAGCAUGCAACGUACCAGAAUUAUGGCGAAGUUGUUCAGCUGGAGCCUGACCAAUUAACCUACAUAGCACAUCAGGCUUGGAAAAAUAUAGCUGGAGCGGGAGCGGGGAAGCGUCUCGAGAAUACGAAAGAUGCUACGACUCUAGGGCCAAACAUCCACGGUGAUUUCACUAUGGGCGCGAUUUACGACACUGCUAGCCACAGGGCACGUCGAAGAAUAUAUGCACCCGCAUUCAGCGAUAGGGCUUUCAAGCAGCAGGAGCCCUUAUUCCUCGACUACCUCAACUCAUUGAUAAAAAUCAUUAAGGAAAUGGCAACGAACGAACCCGACACCGGAAUGGACAUCUCCAAGUGUCUCAACUUCCUAGCGUUUGAUGUGAUGGCGGACUUAACCUUUGGAGAGCCUUUGGGUCUUCUUGAAAAAUCGGAAUACACACCAUGGAUUGCGUCAAUCUUCGGGCGCCUUCUCUUCAUGUCGAUCGGAUGUGUCGCACGAGAGUGCAAGCUUUUUGCUAAACUACUAGCCGUUAUCAUGCCGAAACAGGCGACACAAAAGGCCCAUAAGCACUAUAACAACUCUGCCAACCAAGUAGAGAAGCGAUUAGCACGCCGUAUCGAUACCGAGAAACCUGAAAUAUGGAAACUUGUACUAAAAAAGAAUGAAAAUGGUACUCCAAGUUUGUCAAAACACGAGAUGACAGCCGAUGCAGCAUCAUUGAUUUUUGCCGGGACUGAGACGUCUACUACUAUAGUGAGCGGUCUCGUAUACCUCUUACUGAAGAACCCCCAAAAAUGCAACGACUUCAGUCCGAAAUACGCGCGUUAA